Messenger RNA from Micromonas commoda, 234 nucleotides. RefSeq lists its product with no specific name. The record is from RefSeq and is a predicted model, not a curated record. NCBI's taxonomy places the organism in Eukaryota, Viridiplantae, Chlorophyta, Mamiellophyceae, Mamiellales, Mamiellaceae. The transcript is spliced from 2 exons. The coding region runs from base 1 to 234 and encodes 77 amino acids.
AUGAACAUGCUCGACGACGAUGACGAGGAGGUGAUCGGCCCCACCAUCUGGGAGGCGGCCGCCGAGGAGGAGAUCCAGGAGAACUUCUGGGAGUAUCACUGCCGCAAGAACCGCAACGAGGGCAAGGGUGACGCCGUUUACAACAACCUCGCGUACCUGCCCGUGUGCAACUGCAUGCCCGUCUGCAGGAAGGGGUGCAGGAACCCAAUCUGGAUGUGGACAAAGAAGAAGUGA